Messenger RNA from Vicugna pacos (alpaca), 2966 nucleotides. The record is from RefSeq and is a predicted model, not a curated record. NCBI's taxonomy places the organism in Eukaryota, Metazoa, Chordata, Mammalia, Artiodactyla, Camelidae.
UGAUAAAGGAAGAGAAAUUCGAGAAGAAGGGAGGAGGCAGGGUGGAGGCUCCAACCCAUUCCAGCACCUUGAGAAGAGUGCAGUCCUCCAGGAGGCACGUGUGUUUAACGAAACUCCCAUCAACCCUCGGAAAUGUGCUCACAUCCUCACCAAGAUCCUUUACCUCAUAAACCAGGGGGAGCACCUGGGGACCACUGAAGCAACCGAGGCCUUCUUUGCCAUGACCAAACUCUUUCAGUCGAACGACCCCACCCUCCGUCGGAUGUGCUACUUGACCAUCAAGGAGAUGUCCUGCAUCGCAGAAGAUGUCAUCAUCGUCACCAGCAGCCUGACGAAGGACAUGACCGGGAAGGAAGACAACUACCGGGGCCCGGCCGUGCGCGCCCUCUGCCAGAUCACUGACAGCACCAUGCUGCAGGCCAUUGAGCGCUACAUGAAGCAGGCCAUCGUGGACAAGGUGCCCAGCGUCUCCAGCUCUGCCCUGGUGUCUUCCCUGCACCUGCUGAAGUGCAGCUUUGACGUGGUCAAGCGCUGGGUGAAUGAGGCCCAGGAGGCGGCAUCCAGCGACAACAUCAUGGUCCAGUACCACGCGCUGGGGCUCCUGUACCACGUGCGGAAGAACGACCGCCUGGCCGUCAGCAAGAUGAUCAGCAAGUUCACGCGGCAUGGCCUCAAGUCCCCCUUCGCCUACUGCAUGAUGAUCCGCGUGGCCAGCCGGCAGCUGGAGGAGGAGGAUGGCAGCCGUGACAGCCCGCUCUUUGACUUCAUCGAGAGCUGCCUGCGCAACAAGCACGAGAUGGUGGUGUACGAAGCCGCCUCGGCCAUCGUCAACCUGCCAGGCUGCAGCGCCAAGGAGCUGGCCCCGGCCGUGUCAGUGCUCCAGCUGUUCUGCAGCUCUCCCAAGGCCGCGCUCCGUUACGCCGCUGUCCGCACCCUCAACAAGGUUGCCAUGAAGCAUCCGUCAGCGGUGACAGCCUGUAACCUGGACCUGGAGAACCUGGUUACGGACUCGAACCGCAGCAUCGCCACGCUGGCCAUCACCACGCUCCUCAAGACGGGCAGCGAGGGCAGCAUCGACCGCCUCAUGAAGCAGAUCUCCUCCUUCAUGUCCGAGAUCUCGGAUGAGUUCAAGGUGGUGGUCGUCCAGGCCAUCAGUGCUCUGUGUCAGAAGUACCCUCGCAAACACGCCGUCCUGAUGAACUUCCUGUUCUCCAUGCUGCGUGAAGAGGGCGGCUUCGAGUACAAGCGGGCCAUCGUGGACUGCAUCAUCAGCAUCAUUGAGGAGAACUCGGAGAGCAAGGAGACCGGGCUGUCGCACCUGUGCGAGUUCAUCGAGGACUGCGAGUUCACGGUGCUGGCCACGCGCAUCUUGCACCUCCUGGGCCAGGAGGGGCCCAAGACCAACAACCCGUCCAAGUACAUCCGCUUCAUCUACAACCGGGUGGUCUUGGAGCACGAGGAGGUCCGGGCAGGCGCUGUGAGUGCUCUGGCCAAGUUCGGGGCGCAGAAUGAGGAGAUGUUACCCAGUAUCCUGGUGCUGCUGAAGCGGUGCGUGAUGGACGAUGACAAUGAGGUGAGGGACCGAGCCACCUUCUAUCUCAACGUCCUGGAGCAGAAGCAGAAGGCCCUUAACGCAGGCUACAUCCUGAACGGUCUGACCGUGUCCAUCCCUGGUCUGGAGAGGGCGCUGCAGCAGUACACUCUGGAACCAUCAGAAAAGCCUUUCGACCUUAAGUCUGUGCCCCUGGCCACCGCGCCCACUGCAGAGCCAAGAGCAGAAAGCACCCCCAUCACCGCAGCCAAGCAGCCUGAGAAGGUGGCAGCCACCCGGCAGGAGAUCUUCCAGGAGCAAUUGGCGGCAGUGCCUGAGUUCCAGGGGCUGGGGCCCCUCUUCAAGUCCUCGCCUGAGCCCGUGGCCCUCACUGAGUCAGAGACCGAGUAUGUCGUCCGCUGCACCAAACACACCUUCACUGAGCACAUGGUGUUCCAGUUUGACUGCACGAACACACUCAACGACCAGACCCUGGAGAACGUCACGGUGCAGAUGGAACCCACUGAGGCCUGCGAGGUGCUGUGCUACGUGCCCGCCCGGAGCCUACCCUACAACCAGCCCGGGACCUGCUACACGCUGGUGGCCCUGCCCAAGGAGGACCCCACCGCCGUGGCCUGCACGUUCAGCUGCAUGAUGAAGUUCACUGUCAAGGACUGCGACCCCACCACUGGGGAGACCGACGAGGAAGGCUAUGAGGACGAGUAUGUGCUGGAAGAUCUGGAAGUCACGAUAGCUGAUCACAUCCAAAAGGUCAUGAAGGUGAACUUUGAAGCUGCCUGGGAUGAGGUGGGGGACGAGUUCGAGAAGGAGGAAACAUUCACCUUGUCCACCAUCAAGACACUUGAAGAGGCUGUGGGCAAUAUUGUGAAGUUCUUAGGAAUGCACCCUUGUGAGAGGUCAGACAAAGUGCCGGAUAACAAGAACACCCACACGCUGCUCCUGGCUGGCGUGUUCCGGGGUGGUCAUGACAUCCUGGUGCGCUCCCGGUUGCUGCUUUUGGACACGGUGACAAUGCAGGUGACAGCCAGAAGUUCAGAGGAGCUGCCAGUAGACAUCGUCUUGGCAUCUGUGGGCUAAGAGGACGGCCUGCACAGGCUCUGCUCCUGUCCUUCCCCCAACACUACGCAGGAGUCGCUCCUGAACCCGGUGGAAACUCCUUUCCAAGCCUCUGUAUUCAAAAGCAAUUAGGAAUCCUUGAGGGCUUUUUGUUCUUGUUUUUUUAAUUUAACCCCCACCCCAAGACUGCUAGGGGUCACUUUUUAAAUAGGGGAUGAUUUUCGCUUGUCCUCAAACUUGCUGCCUUGCCUGCCAGGGGAGGGACAUCGCAAAUGAAUAAAGUUCUCGCAGCACCUGUCGAAUUUAUCCCCUAAGAAACCAUCUGAUCCCUAUAAAUAAAUCAGCAUGUAUUUAUUGA